Fragaria vesca subsp. vesca is the source of this 1209-nucleotide messenger RNA. RefSeq names its product galactinol synthase 2-like. The coding region runs from base 1 to 1209 and encodes 402 amino acids. The record is from RefSeq and is a predicted model, not a curated record. Gene Ontology annotation, molecular function: glycosyltransferase activity; transcription corepressor activity. The transcript is spliced from 8 exons. NCBI's taxonomy places the organism in Eukaryota, Viridiplantae, Streptophyta, Magnoliopsida, Rosales, Rosaceae.
AUGGAUGUUCCUGCUGUGAACAUGACUAGCAGAGCCUAUGUCACCUUCUUGGCAGGCAACAAAGACUACGUGAAGGGAGUUCUGGGUUUAGCCAAGGGCUUGAGAAAGGCUAAAUCCCAGUAUCCACUUGUUGUCACAGUGCUUCCCGAUGUCCCGGAGGAGCACCGAAAGAUCCUCGAGUCUCAGGGUUGCAUUGUCCGGGACAUCGAGCCAGUGUACCCUCCGGAAAAUCACCAAGCCGAGUUUGCCAUGGCCUAUUAUGUCAUCAACUAUUCAAAGCUUCGGAUUUUCAAUUUUGUGGAGUAUAGCAAGAUGAUAUACUUGGACGGAGACAUACAAGUCUUUGACAACAUUGAUCACCUCUUUCACCUCCCGGAUGGCUAUUUCUAUGCUGUCAUGGAUUGUUUCUGUGAAAACACUUGGAGUCACACUCCUCAAAGUAAGAUCGGAUACUGUCAGCAAUGUCCGGAAAAGGUUCAGUGGCCUACCGAGUUAGGAUCUCCACCUCCACCUUACUUCAACGCCGGCAUGUUCGUCUUCGAGCCUAAGCUCUCCACCUACAAUAACCUGCUGACAUUCCUCAAGAACACUCCUCCCACUCCUUUUGCUGAGCAGGACUUGUUGAACUUCUUCUUUCGGGAUGUCUACAAGCCAAUCCCUUGGGAGUACAAUUUCAUUCUCGCCAUGUUAUGGCGACAUCCUGAGAAUGUGAAGAUUGAAGCUCUGAAAGUUGUUCACUAUUGUGCUGCGGGAUCAAAGCCAUGGAGGUAUACAGGAGAGGAAGAGAACGUGGAGAGAGAAGACAUAAAGAUGCUGGUGAAGAAGUGGUGGGAUAUUUAUGACGAUGGGUCGUUGGGUUUGAAGAAGAGCACUGCUGAUAUGUCUGCUUUUGUGCAAAAUCUGCUUCAACAGAUGCAAACUAGGUUCCAGUCGAUGUCCGACAACAUUGUUACAAAGAAUAUCCUUAUCUUUUAUACUUUAAUUCGAAAUCAAUCAUCUUUGCAUGCUAGGGUGUACAUUGCCAAAAAUGAAAUGUCAUUUGUUUUUCUUAACUGCAAUGCACUUGAUGAGAUGGGAAACCGCAUUAACGAGUUGGAGCGUAGCAUCGGUGACCUAAGAACAGAGAUGGGAAUUGAAGGCUCUCCAGCUCCCAGCCCCCAGUCCAAGCCAGAUGAAGAGGGAGGGAAGCAAGAGGAAGGUUCAGCAUGA